Messenger RNA from Tyto alba (common barn owl), 867 nucleotides. RefSeq names its product BUD31 homolog (gene BUD31). The transcript has 5 exons. Bases 219 to 653 code for a protein of 144 amino acids. Gene Ontology annotation, biological process: mRNA splicing, via spliceosome. Gene Ontology annotation, cellular component: nucleus; spliceosomal complex. Lineage: Eukaryota; Metazoa; Chordata; Aves; Strigiformes; Tytonidae. The record is from RefSeq and is a predicted model, not a curated record.
GGCGGAGUGUGGGGGGGUGGGGGUGCGCACGGCGGUGUUUUCUUCAGGCACCGCGGCGGGCAGCCCAAAGGGGCGUGUCCACGGGAGGCCCCCGCGGGCGGUGGCGGCGCGGAAGCUGUGGCCCUCGGCGGUGGUUUUCAGGGCCUUGAAGCAGCUGCACAUCUGAGUGCUGGCAAGCACUUGUCCCCUUGCCUUUUGCCUCUCUUGUUUCUGCGGCGAUGCCCAAGGUGAAGAGGAGCAGGAAGCCUCCCCCGGAUGGCUGGGAGCUGAUAGAGCCGACGCUGGAUGAGCUGGAUCAGAAAAUGAGAGAAGCGGAGACUGAGCCUCAUGAAGGGAAGAGGAAAGUGGAAUCCCUUUGGCCUAUCUUUAGAAUUCAUCACCAGAAAACACGUUACAUCUUUGAUCUCUUUUAUAAAAGAAAAGCUAUCAGCAGAGAGCUCUACGAGUACUGCAUCAAGGAAGGAUACGCUGACAAAAACCUGAUUGCAAAGUGGAAGAAACAGGGUUACGAGAACCUCUGCUGCCUGCGGUGUAUCCAGACACGGGACACCAACUUUGGAACCAACUGCAUCUGCAGGGUCCCCAAAAGCAAGCUGGAAGUGGGAAGAAUCAUUGAAUGCACUCACUGCGGAUGCAGAGGCUGUUCUGGAUGAAGCCUUUAGCCAUAAGACUGCUUUCUGAACUCUGAGGGAUAUUAUCCUACACAAUGGACUAUUAGUGCAGUUCUAGCCACCUUCUGUGUGAUUGGAUAUUUCUGUAUAGCAAUUAAAAUGGCAACAUAUUCUUCUGGAUAAUAUAUACAAUGGUGGUUGUUUUGGAGUACGUUGCUGUGUAGCCAUCUAUUUUAAAAUAAAGUCUGCCUCCUGA